Molecule: messenger RNA, 4445 nt
Organism: Apis laboriosa (Himalayan honeybee)
Lineage: Eukaryota; Metazoa; Arthropoda; Insecta; Hymenoptera; Apidae
Product: high-affinity choline transporter 1-like
Exons: 14
Coding region: 558-3293 (911 amino acids)
Biological process (GO): transmembrane transport; choline transport; acetylcholine biosynthetic process
Cellular component (GO): plasma membrane
Molecular function (GO): choline:sodium symporter activity
Source: RefSeq, a predicted model, not a curated record
CCGCCGUUCUGCUCGCGUACACUCGUCUCGCGCGCACCCGUCCUCGUUAAAAGCGUCCGCGUGUCGCGCUUCGGCCAUCACCCCGAUCUUCCAGCUCCUGCUUUCCAACCGUCACGCGUCUUCGCUUCCUUCUUCCACCCUUUCUCUCGACCCUCGCCGACUAAAUCUUUCCUCAUCGUUAUUUUCUUGAUCGUAGUUUAUUCUUGUAAAAAAAAAAAAAAAAGGAAUCGAGCUUGCUGGUUUCUCUCUGGAGAAUCCAAGAUUACUGGUCGGGAAUAUCCAGUCGGAAAUCGAAGCAGCAUGGGGAUUCUCACGUGAGAGGCGUGUUCCGGGGCUAGUGGGUCCACAAAGGAGAAGGAGAAGGAGGAGGAGAGAGAGCGAGAAAAAUCAAGAAGAAGGAAGAAAGGAGGGAGGGGGAGAGGGAGGAAGAGAGGGAGCGACUCACGAACGAAUUAAUAAUGCCGCGCGAGAGGGGCGCGGAGGAGGAACGGCUGAACUUUACUCGCAGGGGAUCCCGCAAUUAUCCCGGAAGAAGAGAGAAGUGAAAGGGUGCAGCGAUGGGGGUGUACGUGAUAGGUUUGGUCGGUGUGAUCGCGUUUUAUGUGGCGGUGUUGGGUGUCGGUAUUUGGGCGGCCGCAGUGAAGAAGAAAAAAUCCCGCCACGGCCAUGACGCUUUGAUACUGGCUAACCGUGGCUUAGGUCCGAUUCUUGGUGUCUUCACUUUGAUCGCCACGUGGGUCGGUGGCGCCUACAUAAACGGGACCGCUGAAUUGAUGUUUACCAAAGGAUUGGCCUGGUGUCAAGUGCCCUUCGGUUACAGCCUCAGUCUACUGUUCGGUGCGGUGUUAUUCGUACGGCCAAUGAGAAAAGCGGAACACGUGACCAUGCUGGAUCCUUUUCAAGAGAGAUACGGUGCCGGUGUUGGGGGGCUCUUGUUCCUCCCUGCCCUCUUCAGCGAUUUGUUCUGGUGUGGCGGGGUGUUGAGAGCUUUGGGAAGCUCGUUGGCAGUGGUUGCUGGCGUAAAUCCGGACAUCAGUAUAGUCGCCUCUGCCCUCUUGGCAGCCGUAUACACCGUGUUCGGUGGACUUUACUCCGUCGCGUGCACCGAUGCGUUGCAGCUGGCAUGCAUCGUGAUCGGGUUGGGAUUGGCUGCGCCAUUUUCCGUUCUCCACCCCGCCGUCAACUUCGAGAAAAAUCUAACGCCGCACGAAUGGCUUGGGGAGAUUAAGAACGAGGAUCUUGGCGAGUGGGUGGAUUGCAUGCUGUUGUUGGUAUUUGGCGGUAUACCUUGGCAGGGCUACUUUCAAAGGAUCCUAAGUAUGCGAAGCACAUCGAUGGCGACCGCUUUGUCAAUAACAUCGAUGUUCGGUUGCAUGAUCCUCGCGUUUCCAUCAGCUCUAAUUGGCGUGGUGGCACGUGCCACCGAUUGGUCAACCGUGCAGGGAUUUAACAAAAGUAUAAUAGCGCACGAAGCGAAUGCAGCAUUACCGAUCGUUCUCCGAUACUUGACACCGCAGUGGGUCUCCUUUGUCGGUCUGGGCGCUAUUUCCGCGGCAGUAAUGUCUUCGGCGGAUUCAAGUAUAUUGGCCAGCAGUUCCAUGUUCUCCAGAAAUGUCUACAGACUGACACUAAGGCCGAAGGCAUCCGAAAGGGAACUGAAUUGGAUACUCCGGAUAUCCGUGCUUGUGAUCACAGCCUUGUCGACUGUGAUAGCGCUCACGGUGGAUAGUGUUUAUUAUCUGUCGUAUUUGGCUUCUGAUCUUGUUUACGUGGUGCUCUUCCCCCAAUUGUUAACCGUUGUCCAUUGGCCCUCUUUGGUCGACACGUAUGGAUGUCUGGCUGGUUACUUCGUGGCUGUUGUUUUACGUCUUUGCGGCGGAGAAAAAGGAUUGGGUGUGCCGGCACUGAUCGAGUAUCCAUUUUAUGACGUAGAAACGCAAUCACAAAAAUUCCCAUUCCGCACUGGGGCCAUGUUAGUGGCUCUGUGCACCCAACUCGUGACGAGUUUCUUCACGAGAAAUCUUCUAGGGAAAGGUUACUUUCCUCGAUGUUGCGACGUUCUUAGCGUCUAUUCACCCGGGAAAUCGAAGGACCAAUCGGGAGUUGUACAGAGCAGCUCGGGCGCAGCUCUCAUGGACACUUCUUCCGUCAAUAAAUCUACCUCAGGAAUAGAUUCUUGCGAUGGGAUCGGGCCUGGAAGCUACGACGACGACCGCACCACAACUAACUCCGUCGAAGAUGUGACCGAUCAAAGAGACAACGGGACCAUAGCCAGCGACCUAUACGAGAAAGAAACCCCGAAAAAGCAUAUAAACAGCAUUGGAACGGCAGCCCAAAAAGCGAACCAAAGCCUGCAACACCUUCAAACAUUGAGAAAUUCCAUUCACGCGAGCUCGAUCAGCGGCAGACACACCCCGACCCCGAAUCAAUAUGCCCCUAUACAAAGCAACGAGGUCUCGAGAGGUCAAAUAUUAGGCGUACGAAAUCUAAGAGGUUCGAUGGGCCAGAUGUUGUUGCCGGCCGAUCGUCCACCAAUCAUAGCCCCGUGCAAUAACCCGGCCAUGGUCACUGUUCCAACCAAUUCGACUAUGACCACUCCUAUCACGCCGGAUGCUCAUUACGCUAAAAUCGAGGAUCCUGUAUCCUUGGUGAAUGACAAAACAAGGGAAAACGAGAGGCACGGUGUCGUGGACAGGGGGACCACGGAAUUUCAAACUGUCCCGGACAACAUGUUAACCACGAUUAAUGUUAAGAAAAAUGUAAAAGGCGUGAAACUGGUUGGUAUGGAGGGUGGCACGUUGAGGAGGCCAUCGUUGCAGGGCACGUUCUCACCGACACCGUCGGUCGAACUUGUCCACAUAUUGGACAGAAGGCAGAGCAGCGGUUCUUAUGGGCCUGGCUCCCUUUCUCCCGUUCCUAUGGGAGUGGAGGCGUGCAAAACCCAUGGAACGGCGUUGGAGGGACAGGGUGGGAACGAACAUUGCAGGAUUAAAAGGGGCAUCGUCAGGCAUCACAGCUUCAACGAUACGGGAGACCGUGCACUGACCACACUUGCCAGGCAACCGACCUAUCCAUCCAUGCCACUGCGUUCCGAGGAUUGCCGCAUGACAUUGGUUAAGAAGGACAGAAGAACGUCGACGAUCGCACGACACGGUUCCAUGACGAACGAGAAAGAGUUGAGCGGUUGUAUGACCGGGCUCGUAGUGUGCAGCCCCACUUACAACAUGUACAGCUCGGCUGUGAAAAAUUCAAAUUACUUUGUAACCGACGACGAGGCGGUCAGCAGGUUUUAGAAAGUCGUAAGCAAAGGAAGGACCAAGGAAAGGACAAUCGAAUUAUCGCCCCCAAAAAUCGAGUCGUGAGAAAGAUAUGCCCGAUCGUGUCUUUUUUUAUCUAUACGAUCCUAUAUAUUUUUCUCCAAUGGUCGUACAACUUUACCACUGCCCAACUUUUACGACUUUUCUUACUUACUAGGGAGUUUACUAUCUAAGUUUUUUUUUACUAAUUUAUAAUUUUUUUAAGAUUAUCCCAAAUUUAUUCGCGAGGAAUUUGAAUUUUCACGUCGUUCCGUUUGCGGUAUUGCGAAGACAAGUUGACCCGAUGAGAAUCUGUGUAAAAUUAGUGACGAGAAGAGAGAAUUUGAAAUCGUACAUGGAAAUAACGAAGAUUUGAAGAGUUUAAUUGUUGUGUUACGUCGUGAUACGAUAUCUAUAACCGAGCCACUUGAUUUGUUGAAGAUUCGAAGAGAUUUGGAAACGCAAUUUAACGAUGAUCUUUCGUGUACAUAACCUCAAAUAUUGUUGGGGUUACGUCGUUUUAAUUACGAAUUAUUUGAAAACCGCAAACGGUCCGUCCAUGACUUUCGUUUUCGCUCCUUUCGAAAGAAUCGUUCGUUUUCGGCCAAAUUGACGAUGGAAUUAUAUCCUUAAAGCUCAUCUUUAGAGAAAUUAAGAUAAGGUUUUAUAUAGAUAGCGAACGGUCAGAAAACGAUCGUAGAUAUUAGAUAUAAACGAGACAAGUUUCGGUCGGAGCGAUUAAUAUUCCAUUCGUGGAGCCGAAAAGUCAUUACAUUUUAUCAGAUUUAUUGGACGAAUCGUGGAAACAGCCGAAUUUUUCGAUCUCGUAUUUACACGUGAACAUCCCAUUGAAAAAUUGCGAGCUUUUUCAACUCAUCUUUAUUCACCUGUUUCAAGGUUGUUCCACUUUCAUCCAAUAAAUUUUCUUACUCCUCGUAUUUUAAUGUGGAAAUUUCCGAGGAAGAAAAAAAUCAAUCGAAAGAUUCAUACCGCGAUUCACUUGUCGCCAUUUCUUUCUCUACCAAAAGUAAAGGAUUACAAUCGAAAUUUUGGAAAUAUCUUGCGCGAUUCAUAUUUUUCUCGAUUUGGAAUCAAAUAUCUAAAAAAAUGAAUUUCACAAAUGUGAUCGAUAAUUUUAAUUCCGAUAAU